GCGGAUCGCGCUUGCGCGGUGGCGAUCAGUUCCCAGCACCCGCUCGGCUCUGGGCUGGCCGAGGUCUCAGCGUGAGGGCGGCCGAGCUGGCUGGCUGCUUUAAGAUGAGGCUUCUGCUGCUUCUGCUGGUGGCGGCGUCGGCGGUGGUCCGCAGCGAUGCCUCGGCCAACUUGGGCGGCGUGCCUGGCAAGAGGCUAAAGAUGCAGUACGCCACGGGGCCGCUGCUCAAGUUCCAGAUUUGUGUUUCCUGAGGCUACAGGCGGGUGUUUGAGGAGUACAUGCGGGUUAUCAGCCAGCGGUACCCUGACAUCCGCAUAGAAGGAGAGAAUUACCUCCCUCAACCAAUAUAUAGACACAUAGCAUCUUUCCUGUCAGUCUUCAAGCUCGUAUUAAUAGGCUUAAUAAUUGUUGGCAAGGAUCCUUUUGCUUUCUUUGGCAUGCAAGCUCCUAGCAUCUGGCAGUGGGGCCAAGAAAAUAAGGUCUAUGCAUGUAUGAUGGUAUUCUUCUUGAGCAACAUGAUUGAGAACCAGUGUAUGUCAACAGGUGCAUUUGAGAUAACUUUGAAUGAUGUACCUGUGUGGUCUAAGUUGGAAUCUGGUCACCUUCCAUCCAUGCAACAGCUUGUUCAAAUUCUUGACAAUGAAAUGAAGCUCAAUGUGCAUAUGGAUUCAAUCCCACACCAUCGAUCAUAGCCCCAACUAUCGGCACUGAAAACUCUUUUACAUUAAGGGAUUUUUGCAAGAGCAGCGUGACUGGCAUUAUGAAGGCCUGUACUGAAGACAGCAAGCUGUUAGUGCAGGCCAGAUGCUUUCUUGGCAGGCUCGCUGUACCUCUUGGAAAACCUCAAUGCAAGGCGGUUCUUCAGUGCUGGCACAUUUUGGAAUUCUGCACAUUCGUGGAGUGCAAUAAUACUGUAUAGCUUUUUUUCUUCCCCAGAUCCAGUCAGUUAAUAGUUUUAAAAAAAAGCAGACAUGCUCCUUGUACUUUUUUUUUCUUGGUCAUAUUUUCAAAAGUAGAAAAUUGAGUUAUAAUUUUAUUUUUUUUUUCAAAGAUGUCUGUUAAAUCUGUUGUGAUUUUAUAUGAAUUUUCCUUUUUGGGAACUGAAGUUCCCAAAUACUUUAUAAGAGUUUAUCAGACAUCUCUAAUUUGGUUGUGUCCAAUUUAUAUAGUUUUCAAAAUACCGCAGAUUGUGAACAGCAUAUUAUAUGAGAUUAUGGGGGGGGAAAUCCUAUAUCCAGAGUACUCUGCCAGUUGUGUAUGUGUGUGUGCGCGUGUGUGAUUACCAGAGAACUACUAAAAGACCAACCUCUUUUUAAAUCCUGUUAUGUAGUUCAAGUGUCCUGCCUUGACCAAUUUAAUGAGUUGAUUAACUGGGCCUUUAUACUUAACUCAAUAAAAAACUAAACAGAUAUAAGUUAAAUAAAAAGUUCAAGUUUA
Messenger RNA from Dama dama (fallow deer), 1437 nucleotides. It is a transcript of the gene SELENOT, whose product is annotated as selenoprotein T. Gene Ontology annotation, biological process: cell redox homeostasis. The record is from RefSeq and is a predicted model, not a curated record. Gene Ontology annotation, cellular component: endoplasmic reticulum membrane. The transcript is spliced from 6 exons. Lineage: Eukaryota; Metazoa; Chordata; Mammalia; Artiodactyla; Cervidae. Gene Ontology annotation, molecular function: thioredoxin-disulfide reductase (NADPH) activity.